Messenger RNA from Thalassophryne amazonica, 3373 nucleotides. It is a transcript of the gene tgfbrap1, whose product is annotated as transforming growth factor, beta receptor associated protein 1. Gene Ontology annotation, biological process: intracellular protein transport; autophagy; vesicle-mediated transport. NCBI's taxonomy places the organism in Eukaryota, Metazoa, Chordata, Actinopteri, Batrachoidiformes, Batrachoididae. The transcript has 14 exons. The record is from RefSeq and is a predicted model, not a curated record. Gene Ontology annotation, cellular component: cytoplasm; membrane. Bases 292 to 2925 code for a protein of 877 amino acids.
GCAGCAGCAGCGCAGAUGGGCGGGGUUUGAAAGUGCACAAGGAAGAAGAAAUCAUUCCAUUCAAGCUUUAAUUUUUGUUUCUCGGCGUCGGUUUCAUUGCAUACUCGAUUACUUUGAUGUUUGCUGGUGUGCGUUUUGUUGCUGGUGUUGGAGUAGCGAGGCACGCCCUGUGGCAGUGGGAAAUGUGCGAGCCUGCUAAGGCUAGUAGCUCCUGAGGAGGGAGUGUGUGUUUGUUUGUGCAGAGAGGAGCGAAGGCCGGUAUCGCAAAAAAGUGUCGAUGCCUUGGCAAAGAUGAGCGUAAAGGCGUUUGAGCUAGUCAACGCUGUGGAGCGAGAUCUCCUGAUGGGUGACAAGGCUCGCAUCAACAUCGAGUGUAUUGAAUGCUGUGGAAAGCACCUGUAUGUGGGCACCAAUGACUGCUUCAUCCACCACUUCCUGCUGGAUGAGAUUACGUCCUCUAAAGGGAAACUGACCUACUCUCCUCAGAAGCUGCUACACAAAUACCUUGGUCUGAAAAAACCUGUUUCUGAGUUUAGGGCUGCUUCUGCUUUGGAGCGUCUGAUAGUUCUGUGCGAUGCAAUCGUAUUCCUUGUUGACAUGGUGACUUUGGAGACUGUGCCCUCUGCGGCAGGGGGCGGAGCAAAGAUCAGAGGAGUGACAGCGUUCUGCUUGAAUGAGAAUCCUGUCAACGGUGACCCUUUCUGUGUGGAAAUAGGUGUACUCUCCUCCAAGAGGCGGACGGUGCAGAUUUAUAUGGUGUAUGAGGAUCGGGUGCAGGUGGUCAAAGAGGUGACCACACCCGAGCAACCUUGUGCAGUCAGUCUUGAUGGUUACUUCUUGUGCCUGGCUCUUGCCACACAGUACAUGAUCCUGAACUACAACACUGGGGCCUCUCAGGAUCUUUUUCCUCACAACAAUGAGGAGAGAAGGCCCAUUGUGAAGAGGAUUGGCAGGGAGGAGUUCCUCUUGGCAGCACCUGGGGGUCUCGGAAUGUUUGCCAAUGCAGAGGGUGUUUCUCAUCGAGCUCCAGUCAGGUGGUCGGAAAGUGUGAUCGGUGCCACUGUCUGCUUUCCGUAUGUUGUUGCACUGGAUGAGAGUUUCAUCACCGUCCACAGCAUGCUGGAUCAACAGCUGAAACAAACUCUUUCAUUCAGGGAUGGGCACAUUCUCCAGGAUUUUGAAGGGAAGGUCAUUCUGGCGUCCAGUAAGGCUGUGUAUGUUCUGGUACCUCUGCCACUGGAGCGGCAGAUCCAGGACUUGCUGGCCAGCCACAGAGUAGAAGAGGCGCUCAUUCUUACCGAGGGAGCGCAGAGAAAUAUUCCUAAAGAUAAGUUCCAGAUUUUUCACAGAAGAAUACUCCAGCAGGCAGGUUUCAUACAGUUUGGCCAGUUUCAGUUUCUGGAAGCAAAAGAGCACUUCAGGAGAGGUCAGCUGGAUGUGCGGGAGCUGAUAUCCCUCUACCCAUUAUUGCUUCCGGCUUCUUCUUCAUUCACUCGCUGCCACCCUCCUCUCCAUGAGUUUGCAGAUCUCAACCACCUAGCACAAGGUGAUCAGGAGAAAGUGCUACGAUGCAAGAAAUUCCUCAUCACGUAUUUGGGAGAGGUCCGCAGCACAGAGGUAGCUAACGGCUGCAGAGAGGAUGUCGACACCGCACUGUUAAAACUGUAUGCUGAACAGGAUCAUGACAGUCUUCUGGACCUGCUAGCUUCAGACAAUGCCUGUGUACUAGCAGAUAGCAUCCCCUGGCUGGAGAAACAUCACAAAUAUUUUGCACUCGGGCUGCUUUACCAUUACCAUGGCCAGGACUUGGCUGCACUCCAGUUGUGGAGUCGGGUGGCAGACGGCGAUCUCCAGGACCCAACACGAUCUGAUCUAUUUGAAUACGUUGUCGACUUCCUUUGCUCUUGCUCUAACAUGGACCUCGUGUGGAAGUAUGCAGACUGGGCCUUGCAGAGAGAUCCCACCAUAGGUGUCCACAUCUUUAUUAAGAGGCCUUCCAGUAAAGAUCAUUCAAAUGAAUUAAACCCUGAUGAUGUAAUCGCUUACCUGGGAAAGCACAACUUGGCACUGCUUCUCUACUUAGAACACCUGGUACUGGAGAGACAUAUUCAGAAGGAGAAGUUCCACACACACCUGGCUGUGUUGUACCUGGAGAGGGUCUUAUCGUUAAUCUCAGAGUCUCCAGCAGAUGAAGAGCAGCUGACCAAAGCCAGAGAGAGACUCCGGGCUUUUCUCAGGGAGUCCGACCUUUACCGUGUUCAGUUUCUCUUGGGAAAAUUGGAGAAGCGUGAAGACCUGCUGCUAGAGCGUGCCACAGUACAUGGAAAACUGGAGGAACACGAUAAAGCACUGCACAUAUUGGUGCACAAGCUGAAAGACUUUCCUUGUGCUGAAGCAUACUGCAUAUGGGUUUCUUCCUGUCGGGAUUCUGCAUACAGACAACAAAUAUUUCACCUUCUUUUAGGGGUGUAUCUAGACAGGAAUCCGGCUGAAACAUCUCACAAAGUAGCGAGUGGAGGCGCAGACCUGGAUAUGGCAGCGGUGGACCUCCUGAAUCAUAAUGGUGAAGUUUUUGAUGCAGUCCGCGUACUGCGCAUGCUCCCUGAGAACUGGUCACUGCAGCUUGUACGACCUUUUCUGGCUCGUGCCGUUAGAGCCAGUAUGCACGCCUGCCGCACCUCCCAGCUAGCUGUGGGACUCGCACGGUCUGAAAAUUUUCAGCUGCUGCAUGACAGGUUGAAAGAGCGGAAAAAGCCCAUCUUUGUGUCUGAAAAGAAGGGAUGCCACCUGUGCCAUAACACUUUCAGUGGGCCUGAUGUGGUGUGUCUGCCAGGGGGCGUGCCCGUCCACACUCACUGUGCGGCCCAGAGAGUAAGAGACUCUUCCACAAAGAGACUGUUGAAUAAUACCAGUAAUCAUACAUGACACUCGACCCUUUAAGAUGUCAUGUAAUGUCUGACUGAGGAUGAGAGGUAAAUAACAAGCACAGAACAUCCUUUGUCAAAGUUGAAUCUACUUUGAAAGUUGAAUGUAAAUAAAGAUGUCAGUAAGAGAGAAAAGGAUGAAAAGAUUACAGCUGCUUGUUCCAGUGCAGUAGCUGUAUCAGAUGUUAAAACAGUGGAAAGAAACAGACAAGGUUUCAUCUUCAGUCCCCUUUAAACAGAGCGUUAAUUAUAUAUUUGGCUCUGAGCGUCUCUGUUGGUUCUCUGCUUUAACUGUGUCAUUGUUUGUACUGUUUAAAAAGCUUGAUUUAACAAACUGCCUUGACUACCGUACAUACAGAAACAUGAAUCCCAUUGCAACUAUUACUACAGCAUGAAUAGUCUUAUCACUGUUAUGUGGUUCUGAUUAAAUGAGGUUGUACUAAUUUGCA